Camelina sativa (false flax) is the source of this 1982-nucleotide messenger RNA. NCBI's taxonomy places the organism in Eukaryota, Viridiplantae, Streptophyta, Magnoliopsida, Brassicales, Brassicaceae. The record is from RefSeq and is a predicted model, not a curated record.
CUGUUUUCUUUUUGAAAGAGAGUCACAAAUCUGUAAUCUCCUUCAUAUCUCGAAAUCUUUGGCAACGCCUUUUGAUUACAAUUGGUGUUGAAAUGCAAAAGCCAAACCGACCACCAGUCAAUGCAAGCUGGUUUGGAUUGAAGGACGGAGAGAGUGAAAUUAUAAAUGCAGAAUUAUUGGUGGAUCUUCUUGAGACUUAUAGAUUUGGUAAAGAUAAUGUUCUCCCCGGAGAAUUUCGAUUCAAGGCGGUAGCAACGGCGCCAGUCAAGAUUACCGCCGAGAUAGAGGUGGAAGUCGAAGAGGAAGAUGAUAGAUCUCAAGGAAACAAGUCUGUUCGUGAAAGCACAUCAUCAGUAUGUUCCAGUUCAGAUCCAAUAGUACUUGAGACUACUGUCAGCGAAACCGGUUCAAAUAAUGAAACCGAGUCAAACGAAGAUUCCGGUUCAAACGAAGAAUCAGGUUCAAAUGAAGAAAACGGUUUAGAUUGGUUAAAGUCGAGCUCCAUAAACUUAGCAAAUGUAGAGAACGAAAUGCAACAGAACAGAGAAAAUGCUGAGAUAGAAGGACAAGAAGAAGAAAAGAGCGAGAUAUCAUCAUCGGAUUCAGAAGAAAAGUCAAACCUAGACAACUUGCUUGCGACACAAGAAAACUAUGAGCUUUACUGUCCAUGUUGUAGCUCAUGUAUCACUAGAAAAGUGAUUCUCAAGAAAAGGAAACGUGGGAAGCACGUUGAUUUGUCGACGGAUCUAAAACUCAAUGUACCGGUUGAUGAAACUGACGAACCAAGCGACGUUGAAGUGAUGGAGCCACCGGUUAAAGUUCAUGUCCUCCCUGAGACUCGUAUUGAAGAUGAUGUUCAAGAUGCUAAAGAGGAGGGAAUCAUCUUCACUUGCUUGGCUUGUCUUAAGUACUUCAUCCGGUUAGGAACAAGGUUCUUACAAUUUGAUUAUAUCAGGGCAAAACCGGUUGAGGAACCAGUUGAAGUAAAUUUAGAGGUGAGAAAUAGUAUUAACACAACACAAUCACUGCCACAAACUCAACCGGACGGAGAAAGAUUCGCCGUUGAGUUGUUAAAGAGCACUAUCUACGGCGGUCUCACUGAGACCAUCACCAGCCUCGGCGUUGUAUCCUCGGCCGCUGCCUCUGGUUCCUCCACCAUCAAUAUAUUGGCUCUUGCUGUCGCAAAUUUGGCUGGUGGGCUCAUCGUCCUCGCUCAAAACCUUCAAGAUUUAAGGAACAGUUCAGAUCAAGAGAAAGAUCGUUACAAGGAAUUGUUAGGGAGACGUGAUAAUUUCCGGAUACAUAUCUUAGUAGCGGUCAUGUCUUACAUUUUCUUCGGCAUAAUUCCACCAUUAGUUUAUGCAUUCUCCUUCUACGAAACCGGAAUCAAGAACUACAAGCUCAUCUCGGUUUUCUCGGUUUCUCUGGUUUGCGUGAUUUUGCUCGGUUUAAUCAAGGUCUAUGUCCGAAAACCGCCAAACUCACGUGAAUCGAUUAAAGCUUAUCUCAAAUCUGCGCUUCAAGAUUUAAGGAACAGUUCAGAUCAAGAGACAGAUCGGUACAAGGAAUUGUUAGGGAGACGUGAUAAUUUCCGGAUACAUAUCUUAGUAGCGGUCAUGUCUUACAUUUUCUUCGGCCUAAUUCCACCAUUAGUUUAUGCAUUCUCCUUCUACGAAACCGGAAUCAAGAACUACAAGCUCAUCUCGGUUUUCUCGGUUUCUCUGGUUUGCGUGAUUUUGCUCGGUUUAAUCAAGGUCUAUGUCCGAAAACCGCCAAACUCACGUGAAUCGAUUAAAGCUUAUCUCAAAUCUGCGGUUUAUUAUACGUCUGUUGUGGUUGCCUCUUCCGGAAUAUCAUACGUUGUUGGAGAUAUUAUGGGACAAUAUAUCGGAAAGCUCAGUUGGAUUAGUUUAGACCAGGUCAAUAUAACUUCACCAUUUGAUGGAAUUAAACCGGAAGGGUACCGGUUUACUUCCUUUUAA